UACUCUCUCUCUCAUCCCAUGAAGACCCUUCAUUAAAACCCCUCGUACCCAUCUCUGUCUCUCCUCACAAGCCCAGUUUCUUUUCCUUCUCUUUGCUUUGCCAUGGCUGGAGGAGGUUUAGUUGCAGGCUCUCAUGGCCGCAAUGAACUCCAUGUUUUGCAUGGCCCGGACGAGCCUCGGUCUCCGGCUCAUGGGUCUGUAGCAAAGAUAUGCAAAGUUUGCGGAGAUGAGAUUGGACUCAAGGAAAAUGGUGAGCCGUUUGUGGGGUGUCAUGAGUGUGGGUUUCCGGUUUGUAGGCCCUGUUACGAGUAUGAGAGAAGUGAAGGGAACCAAUGCUGUCCUCAGUGCCACACUCGCUAUAAGCGUCACAAAGGCUGUCCUAGAGUUGCAGGGGAUGAUGAAGAAAACUUUGAUGGUGAGGAUUUUGAUGAUGAAUUCCAGAUCAAGCAGCAUCCACAUGAUACCACAGAUCCUCAGCAUGCUGCCCUUCACUCGGAAAAUGGGGACAAUAAUCAAUGGCAUAACAACGGCAAUGUUUUUGCUUCUUCCAUUGCAGGAAGUGUAGUAGGGAAGGAAUUUGAAGGAGAGAAAGAGACAUAUACGAAUGAGGAAUGGAAAGAGAGAGUUGAGAAAUGGAAAACCAGGCAAGAGAAACGAGGCCUAGUUACCAAUGAUGAUACUAAUGGAGGGAAUGACCAAGGAGAUGAAGAUGAAUACCUAUUAGCAGAAGCGCGGCAACCCCUGUGGAGAAAAGUCCCGAUCCCGUCAAGCUUAAUAAACCCGUACAGAAUCGUGAUCAUCCUCCGCCUCAUCAUCCUCGCAUUCUUCUUCCGAUUCCGAAUCCUAACCCCAGCCUACGACGCCUACCCUCUCUGGCUCAUCUCCGUCAUCUGCGAGAUCUGGUUCGGCUUCUCAUGGAUUCUCGACCAGUUCCCCAAAUGGUUCCCCAUCACUCGCGAGACCUACCUCGACCGCCUCUCCCUCCGCUUCGAGCGCGACGGCGAGCCCAACCGCCUCUCUCCUGUCGACUUCUUCGUCAGCACCGUCGAUCCUCUCAAGGAGCCUCCCAUCAUCACGGCCAACACCGUUUUGUCCAUCUUGGCCGUCGAUUAUCCCGUCGACAAAGUCAAUUGUUAUGUCUCCGACGAUGGGGCUUCCAUGUUGUUGUUUGAUACCAUGGCCGAGACUGCUGAGUUUGCCAGGAGGUGGGUGCCUUUUUGUAAGAAACAUAGUGUGGAGCCGAGGACGCCCGAGUUUUACUUCUCAGAGAAGAUUGAUUAUUUGAAGGAUAAGGUUCAGCCCACUUUUGUCAAGGAGAGGAGAGCUAUGAAGAGAGAAUAUGAAGAGUUCAAAGUGAGGAUAAAUGCAUUGGUGGCAAAAGCUCAGAAGAAACCAGAGGAAGGAUGGGUCAUGCAAGAUGGUACCCCGUGGCCUGGAAACAACACUCGUGAUCAUCCUGGCAUGAUUCAGGUUUAUCUAGGGAGUGGAGGAGCACUGGAUGUCGAAGGUAAGGAGUUGCCAAAGCUUGUCUAUGUUUCUCGUGAGAAGCGACCUGGCUAUCAACACCACAAGAAAGCUGGUGCAAUGAAUGCUUUGGUUCGAGUGUCUGCAGUUCUUACAAAUGCACCCUUCAUGUUGAAUCUGGAUUGUGAUCACUACAUCAACAACAGCAAGGCUGUAAGGGAAGCUAUGUGCUUUCUGAUGGAUCCCCAGCUCGGAAAGAAGCUCUGUUAUGUCCAGUUCCCCCAGAGGUUCGAUGGCAUUGAUCGUAGUGAUAGAUAUGCUAAUCGCAAUGUCGUCUUCUUUGAUAUCAACAUGAAAGGCCUAGAUGGGAUCCAAGGGCCGGUAUAUGUUGGGACAGGAUGUGUUUUCAACCGGCAGGCAUUGUACGGUUAUGAUCCCCCAGUGUCUGAGAAGCGGCCAAAGAUGACAUGUGACUGCUGGCCUAGUUGGUGCUGCUGCUGUUGUGGUGGUUCAAGGAAGUCCAAAUCAAAGAAGAAAGGAGUGAAAGCUAUGCUCGGCCUUGGAGGCAUUUACAACAAGAACAAGAACAAGAAAAUGAUGGGCAAGAACUACACCAGGAAAUCAUCAGGACCCGCCUUUGAUCUGGAAGACAUUGAAGAAGGGCUUGAAGGCUAUGAUGAGUUGGAAAAAUCAUCACUCAUGUCUCAAAAGAAGUUUGAAAAACGGUUUGGCCAGUCACCAGUUUUCAUUACCUCCACCCUCAUGGAAGAAGGUGGCCUUCCUGAGGGGACUAAUGGUACUUCACUUAUCAAAGAAGCCAUUCAUGUUAUCAGUUGUGGCUAUGAAGAAAAAACUGAAUGGGGCAAAGAGAUUGGAUGGAUAUAUGGUUCGGUCACAGAAGAUAUUUUGACGGGUUUCAAGAUGCAUUGUAGGGGGUGGAAGUCAGUAUACUGCAUCCCCAAAAGACCGGCUUUCAAGGGAUCGGCUCCAAUCAAUCUAUCAGAUCGGUUACACCAAGUUCUGAGAUGGGCUCUUGGUUCUGUUGAGAUUUUUCUCAGCCGUCAUUGCCCGCUUUGGUAUGGAUAUGGGGGCAAGUUGAAAUGGCUAGAGAGGCUUGCUUACACUAACACCAUUGUUUACCCAUUCACUUCCAUUCCUUUACUUGCCUACUGCACAAUCCCUGCUGUCUGUCUUCUGACUGGAAAAUUCAUCAUCCCUACCCUAAACAACUUUGCUAGCAUAUGGUUCAUGGCUCUUUUCCUCUCCAUCAUAGUAACAGGCGUGCUUGAGCUGAGGUGGAGCGGUGUUAGCAUUCAAGAUUGGUGGAGAAACGAGCAGUUCUGGGUUAUCGGCGGUGUCUCAGCCCAUCUUUUUGCCGUCUUCCAAGGCCUCCUCAAGGUCCUCGCUGGAGUUGACACCAACUUUACUGUGACAGCUAAAGCAGCCGAAGAUGCAGAGUUUGGAGAGCUCUAUCUCUUCAAGUGGACCACCCUACUCAUCCCACCAACCACUUUGAUAAUCAUUAACAUGGUUGGUGUUGUUGCUGGGGUCUCCGAUGCCAUCAACAACGGGUAUGGUUCGUGGGGUCCUUUAUUCGGGAAGCUGUUUUUUGCCUUCUGGGUUAUUGUCCAUCUCUAUCCAUUCCUCAAGGGCUUAAUGGGGAGGCAAAACAGGACUCCGACGAUUGUCGUGCUUUGGUCUGUACUUCUAGCUUCAAUCUUCUCAUUGGUUUGGGUUCGGAUUGAUCCUUUCUUGCCUAAGCAAACAGGUCCAAUCCUUAAACAAUGUGGAGUCGAGUGCUAGUGCGGUCAGUCCUCACAUUCACAAUUUUCUAUUCGGUUUCCAACACUUUUGUUUGGUUUGUUUCUUUGUUUUUUAUGGGGCAUAUAAGAGAGUGAUGUGUAUAUGAUUGUAUGAGGCUUUUGCUACAUAUUUGCUAGCAGUGAGCCAAAUGAAAGUUGUCGCUAUUUUACAUUUGUCAAAUAUAAGAGAUGCAAUGUAACAUGGCUUUCAAUGGCA
Messenger RNA from Camellia sinensis, 3483 nucleotides. It is a transcript of the gene CESA4, whose product is annotated as cellulose synthase A4. Gene Ontology annotation, biological process: cellulose biosynthetic process. NCBI's taxonomy places the organism in Eukaryota, Viridiplantae, Streptophyta, Magnoliopsida, Ericales, Theaceae. The record is from RefSeq and is a predicted model, not a curated record. Gene Ontology annotation, cellular component: membrane. Gene Ontology annotation, molecular function: cellulose synthase (UDP-forming) activity.